AUGGAUUCUUCAUCGGAGUCAGACCUCCCUUGGUUCCUCAAGUCAUCAGCCCCCGUUCUCUUCCCCUUCGACGAUGCCCUGAGACUCCCACAGGCUGAGUUUGAAGAAUGUAUCCGUCAGAUGAUCGCUGGCCGUCACAAUGAAUCAUUCGCAAGAGAAGUCCGUGAGGAACAUUUCGCGGCCAUGGCUGAGGCUGAUGAGUCCGAGACCUUCACUCUCGUCUCCAACUCGACCUCUGCCGAAAUCCGUCAGGCCAUGAAGGCCGCCAAAUUUUCGAAUCAUACAUCCCAAGACACCGAAACUAUGGGAAGGUCUUCUCCUACCCAGGAGAUGGAGGUGGAAGAAGCCCAGCCUGUCCAGUCCAACGCUUUCAUGGAGGGUCUUAUCAACUACGACAACGAGAAGCCAGCUCGGGACCUGGACAACAUGAUGUACACGGAGAACGGCGAUCUCGCUUAUCGUUCUAGUCAGGACGCCCUUGUUGAUCUCUUCCAGGAACUCGAGGAAGUUGUCUCUGGUCCUCGCCUGAAGGAUCUCCUUACCCGUGCCUGGGAUGAGAACCCCCUUGCUACUCUCAGAAUCAUCUUCAACAGCCGCUCCAUCCAUCUUGGAAAGAGCUCUCGAAGUGUAUUCUACCGAUGCGCCGGUUGGUUGGCGCAGAAUCAUCCCUUGACCCUCGUCACCAACCUCCGCUGGCUGAGUCGCCCGAUCAUCAACAAGAAAGCCGAGAAGAAGGAAGACGAUGACCUUGUCCUCGUUGAAGAAGAGAACGAUGACGAUUCUACCAAGUUCAACGUGAAGAAUGGAGUGGCCCAUGGCUACUGGAAGGAUAUGCUCAAUAUCCUGGCCAUUGCGGCCAACGACAAGCUUACUGUGAUUGAUGACCCUAAGAAGGUCCUCAACACCGAGAACCCUGGAAUCCUCCGAGGCAAGAGCACCAAGAAGCCUCGCCAUCGCGACGGCCGCAGACUCCACGGACAUCAUCAUGGCGGCAUGAUAGGUGAAAGAGGGCGCGGUCGCGGUCGCGGUCGUGGCCAAGGAUCUCACUCAACUCGACAGGAGAUCAGUGAGCUGAACCACAAGGUCGACCCCAAGGAACUCAGACGAGAGACCAGAGAGAACCGUCAUGAGACUGCACGUGUUCUCUUUGAGACGGACCCGGUAUACCGCGCGCUACACAUGAACAUUGCUCGACUGUUCGCCGAACAACUCAAAAAGGACAUCCAAGCCCUCGCAGGAGACAACAAGGCCAAGCGCUCCAUCUCACUGUGCGGCAAGUGGGCUCCUUCUUCCGAUCACUUCCACGACAGACACACCUUUAUCGUCAGCACCAUCGCCGAGAUUCUGUACCCUCGAGAGUCCAUCUACCACCCGAUGCUUAGCCCAAGAGAUGACCACGAGAAGUAUCUACGAUUCGCCCGUGAGCAAUACCGCAAGGAUACAUCUGCCCUCCGAAAGCAGCUCGAGAUCGUCGAGCGAGAUAUUACUAUCAAGAAGUACGAAAACAUCAAGUACGACCGAGUGCCCUCCCUUGCGAUGAACCAGUACUCCAAGCUGUUUAUCGAAAACGAUGCGGAGCGUUUCAGCCAAUAUCUCGAUAAGGUUGCCGAAGGAAAGGCAAAUAUCUCUGGCGCUACGCUUCUCCCCUCUACAUUGAUCCAAAAGGUUCGAACAGGCGGUUCGGCUGCUCGAUCGGGGCCCAAGUCACUUCUUGACCAGAAGGUCGCUGAGAUCGAGUCCAAGGUCCUCGACGGGCAGUGGAACGCUCUCUUCAAGAGAAUCAAGGACUCGGGUACAAUGGACUCGUGCAUCGCGGUCUGCGAUGUAUCUGGCAGCAUGAACGGUCCUGUCUUCAGAGAUCAGACCGCGCCGAUCGAUUCCGCCAUCGGUCUGUCUCUCCUCCUCGCAGAGGUCGCCAAGCCCCCUUUCGCCGGCACCUUCAUCACCUUCAGCGAGCACCCCAGAGUCGAGGAAGUCGACCUGACCAAGACUCUGCGGGAGAAGUACUGGGCCAUGCACCGAUCUGAAUGGGGCAUGAGCACCAACUUCGUCUCUGUCUUCGAGGACCUGAUCCUCCCCAUGGCUCUUGAGAACAAGCUCAAACAGGAGGACAUGAUCAAGCGAGUCUUUGUCUUCAGCGACAUGCAGUUCAACCAAGCCAGCUCCUCCAACUCCCACUACAACCGACCCUGGGAUAACAAAGGGCGGUCAAGCUCAAGCUGGUCUACUUCCUUCGAACGCAUCAAGACCAAGUUCGAAAAGGCGGGUUACGAACUCCCCGAGCUUGUCUUCUGGAACCUCGCAGGCGGCCGAGCAGGCUACACCGGAAACGGUGGUGACCCCACGGCUCCCAAGCCCGUCAAGGCUGACGAGGAUGGAACAUGCCUCGUCAGCGGGUACUCGCAGGGCCUGCUGAAGGUGUUCCUGGAGGGAGGAGGUUUUGAGGAGGACAACGAAGAGGAAGAGGUUGUCGUUGAGAAGGACGAGGAGGGUAACGUCACCCAGAAGACGAAGAAGGUGAAGAUGACGCCUCUCAAGAUCGUGCAGAAGGCGAUCAGCCACAAGGCGUACGAGAUGUUGAAGGUGGUUGACUAG
Molecule: messenger RNA, 2595 nt
Organism: Fusarium tjaetaba
Lineage: Eukaryota; Fungi; Ascomycota; Sordariomycetes; Hypocreales; Nectriaceae
Exons: 1
Coding region: 1-2595 (864 amino acids)
Source: RefSeq, a predicted model, not a curated record